This is a messenger RNA of Scheffersomyces coipomensis, 891 nucleotides long. RefSeq lists its product as uncharacterized. The record is from RefSeq and is a predicted model, not a curated record. Gene Ontology annotation, molecular function: actin filament binding. Lineage: Eukaryota; Fungi; Ascomycota; Pichiomycetes; Serinales; Debaryomycetaceae. The transcript has a single exon. Bases 1 to 891 code for a protein of 296 amino acids. Gene Ontology annotation, cellular component: cytoskeleton.
AUGGCCCCAUCAGAAACAAGAACUCACAUAACAGAAGAUACCACUCUUAAAGUUGAAACUGCAACCUCAAAAGGAUAUAUAGUUGGAGAAAGAGGUAGUCAUAAUAUCGCUAAAGGAGGUCAACACCCAUAUCCAUUACCUAAAUUCACUGACAAAUAUGCUGAAAGGGAAUGGAUUUUACAACACAUGGCUGCUGCAUUCAGAGUAUUUGCCAGAAAAGGAUAUACUGAAGGUACUGCUGGACAUAUAAGUGUAAGAGAUCCAGUUGAUCCACAAACUUUUUGGAUUAAUCCAUUAGGUAAACAUUUUGGAUUAAUGAAGAAAUCAGAUUUUGUUCAUGUAAAUGAACAAGGAGAAAUUUUACCUGAUGGCUCCCAAAUUGCCAUAAAUGCUGCCGGAUUUGCCAUUCAUAGUGCUAUUCAUCAAGCUAGACCUAAUGUUAACGCUGCUUGUCAUACUCAUUCUGUCCAUGGUAAAGCUUGGAGUUCAUUGGGUCGUGAAUUAGAUAUGAUUAAUCAAGAUGUUUGUACUUUUUAUAAGUCCCAUUCAGUGUAUAGUGAUUUUGGAGGUGUGGCAUUAGAGUUAGAAGAAGGUAAACAUAUUGCUAAAGCUUUAGGAAAUGGUAAAGGUGUUAUAUUACAAAAUCAUGGUUUAUUAACAGUAGGAGAAACCGUGGAUGAAGCAGCUUAUUUAUUUACUUUAUUUGAAAGAAGUUGUCAAACUCAAAUUUUAGCUGAAAGUGCUUUAAGACCUGGAGAAAAAUUGAUUAUUUGUGGGGAUGAGGAAGCUGCUUAUACUGAAUUUCUGGCUGCCGAUCCAGAAACUUUAUACACAGAGUUUCAACCUGAAUAUGACAUGGAAAUCUAUUACAAUGAUGAUUUCUUACGUUAG